AUGGAAGGUUUAUAUAAGGAGGUUAGAGUUGAAAUUGCAUUCGAAAAUUUGUCCCUCGAUUUGAAAACCAACAAUAAGAGAAUUUUACAUAAUUUAAAUGGUAAAUUCAGAGCUGGUAGAUUGACCUGUAUUAUGGGCCCUAGUGGUAGUGGUAAGACCACCUUGUUAUCAGCUAUUAGUGGUAAGGCACCUUAUGCCAAUGUGGUUGGUGAUAUCAAGAUUAAUGGUGUCAAGAGUUCCAUGAAGAAAUUCAAAAACGUUUGUGCAUUUGUUCAACAAGAAGAUUGUAUGCAUAGAGAGUUGACUGUUGAAGAAUGUAUUUAUUUCUCUGCCAGAACUAGACUGAAUGCAAAAGUGAGUCAAAAAACAAUUGAUUCCAUUGUAGAUGGUGUUAUUCAAAUUUUGGAUUUGAAUCACGUAAGACACUCAAUUAUUGGCGAUGAAACAAAGAGAGGUAUUUCAGGUGGUCAAAGAAAGAGAGUCAGUAUUGCUAUGGAAUUGGUUGCUUGUCCAUAUGUUUUAUUCCUUGAUGAACCUACUAGCUCCUUGGAUGCCUACAGUAGUUUUGAAGUAUCGAAAGCAAUGAAGGAUAUUGCCUCUAGUGGUAUAACAGUAGUGGCAGUGUUGCAUCAACCUAGAUUUGAGAUAUUUGAAAUGUUUGAUGAUGUUGUCUUGCUUGGUAAUGGAGGUAGAAUUGUUUACAUGGGACCUUCUAAGGAUGCUCUGAACUAUUUCUCUGAGAAACUUCAAUUGGAACCUCCUCCAUUUGUUAAUCCAAGUGAUUUCUUCCUGGAUGCUAUU
Molecule: messenger RNA, 801 nt
Organism: Naegleria gruberi
Lineage: Eukaryota; Heterolobosea; Eutetramitea; Acrasida; Naegleriidae
Exons: 2
Molecular function (GO): ATP hydrolysis activity; ATP binding; ABC-type transporter activity
Source: RefSeq, a predicted model, not a curated record